This is a messenger RNA of Onychostruthus taczanowskii (white-rumped snowfinch), 10303 nucleotides long. It is a transcript of the gene WDR17, whose product is annotated as WD repeat domain 17. The transcript is spliced from 29 exons. The coding region runs from base 4010 to 7978 and encodes 1322 amino acids. NCBI's taxonomy places the organism in Eukaryota, Metazoa, Chordata, Aves, Passeriformes, Passeridae. The record is from RefSeq and is a predicted model, not a curated record. Gene Ontology annotation, molecular function: protein binding.
UUAUAAUAUUUAGUACACAUAGUUUUAUUCAUCCUACACAUACGUUAUGUUAUACCUGUAUGUUAUGGUUUAACCUCAACAACAGCCAAGCCCCACUCGGCUACUCUCUCAUUCCCCACCAGCAGGACUGGGGAGAGAAUCUGCAGAGUAAAAGCCAAAGAACUUGUUGGUUGAGAUAAUUACAGUUUAAUAGGGAAAUAAAAAAACAAGCACACAAACAAAGCUAAACAAGGAAUCCUUUCACUGCUUCACAUGGGCAGGUAGGUGCUCCACCAUCUCCAGGAGAGAAGGGCGCCAUCAGUGCUUACUUGGGGACACAAACACCAUCACUCUGAAUGUCUCCCCCUGCUCCUUCAUCCCCUUGCUUUAUGUACUUGACAUGGUGUAGUAUGGUCUGGAAUAUCCCUUGGGUCAAUCGGGGUCAAGUGUCCCAGCCUGAAUUUCCUUACAGCUUCACAUGCACCCUCAGAAAAUGCCUUGGCUCCAUGUAAUCUAUAUUAAUUAUAAUCUCUGUGUUGUCAGUUCUGUUCAGCACAAUCCCAAAACACAUCCCCAUACCAGCCACUGGGAAGAAAAUUAACUCUCCCUAGCCAAAACCAGCACACUAUAGUAUAAUACUUUUCCCAGCACUUGGAGAUGAAUGAUGAAGUAAGCAAAAAAACAUAUAAUUGCCUCAUGAUGCAUUUGCAGUCUUUCUUGUCUUUAUUUUUUCAUGUAUAAUUUAACACCAAACUUCUUAAUUUAUUCACAGGUAAUUGUAACAGAUAUUUUUAAGUGGUUUAACUUCCCAUCUGCUAUCCUGAGAUUUUAAUUACAUCUGUAUUUUUCAGUCGACGAUAUUUACCAGUUUAUUGAAAGGAUAAUGCAGUAUCCAUAUCCAUUUUAGCCCAUGCUUCCCUGAUGAUGCUGAAACUAAAUGUGAGUCACAGUGUUUGUCUGUCUUGAGAGACUCAUUGUUCUGACAGGUUGGUAUUGAGACUAGGAAACUCAGAUCACAUAGAUGGUGGAGCAGCUACACGUUGUUGUGGUUUGACACUGGCCAAAUUUCAGGCACCCACAAAAGCCCCUUGCUCACCCUCCCCUGCCGCUGCUGAGCAGAGGGGAGAAAAAUUAAUGAAGGGUUCAUCAGCUGAGAUAAGGAUUGAGAGAAAAAAAAUUCCAAGAGCAAAGCAGGCUCAACUUAAAGGUACCAAGUGAAUUUAUUGCUAACUAAAUCAGAGAAGGAUAAUGACAAGUAAAAUAAGCUCUUAAAGACAUCCUUUCUUUCCCCAGGCCCUCCCUUCUUCCCACCAACAGUGCAGGGCGACAGGGCACGGUGGUUUGGUCAGUUUGCCACUGCAGGUUUUCUUCCCCUGCACAGGAGAGGAGUCCCCUGCUACACCAUGGGGUCCCUCCCAUGGGAGACAGUUCUCCAUGAACCUUUCCAGAGUGGGUCCACUCUCACGAGCAGGAGUUCUCCCAAAAUUCCUGCAACAUAAGUCCAUCCCACAGACACACAGUCUUCCUAAAGCUGCUGUGGUGCAUGUCACUCUUCCACUGAGUGCAGUCCUCCAAGGACAGGCUGCUCCAGCCUGGAAGCAGGGACCCCCUCUAUCCACCAGGUCUCCCACUGGAUCACAGCCUCCUCCAGGCAUCCACCUUCUCCAGCGUGAGCACCUCCCCCACGGGCUGCGGGAGGAACUCUGCAUCCCCCGUGGAUCCCCAAGGGCUGCAGGGGCACGGCUGUUCCACCAUGAUCUCACCAUGGCCCGCAGAGGAAUCUCGGCUCUGCCACCUGGAGCAUCUCCUCCCCUCCUUCUCCACCAACCUAAGUGUCUCCGUUGUUUCCCUUACAUGUUCUCACCUCCUCCUCCUCUUGUCUGACUAGAAAAAACCUGUGCACUUUGUUUUGAUUUCCUUCUUAAAUAUGUUAUCAGAGAGGUGUUACCAGCCCCUCUCAUUGACCCAGCUUUGGCCAGCAGCAUGUCCAUCUUCAGAGCAUCAGGGAUUGGCUCUGCCAGCAAUGCUGGAAGCUUCCAGCAUCUUCUCACAGAAGCUGCCUCUGUGGCACUCUAACUACCAAAAACCAGAGGGUGCAAAACCAAUACACAGGCAUAAAAAAGAAACAAGUUUUCAUAGAUGGUGGAACAGCUACAGGCAUAAAAGAGAAACAAGUUUGAUACUAUUGUACUACUUGUAAUUCUUUGAUCAAGAUUCUCAGUGAUACUAUGUGCCCUUAUAAAAAAGCCACAACACCCCGAAAGUAAAGCCUUUCCUUAAUGGGCAAGUAUUAAUUUACUUGAAACCAUGAUUUUCAUGUGUAACAGGCAGUAAUAAUAUGAAUAUGUUUUAACAAUUUGUAAAAUUUUGUUCGCAGAGGCAGUACAUCAGUAGUGUUUUUCUUGAUUGCUCAUAGACCGUGGUUAUGGUCAGGGAAUUCUUUGGCAGUGUCAUUCGAGGUGACUGAAUUGGUGCUGUGUUUCUCAUACAGUUUAUGAGACCAUGCAAUUCUCUGCAGUUUGCAUAGUUAAUAUUUGAGCUGAAAUCUCAAAGGGCAAGUAAUUUGAAAAAUUUCAGCGGCAUUGCAGGAAGUUCUUCUGUAUAUUCUUAUGUCUGUAUCUAUUUACAUGAAUGACUGUAUAACUACAAAAAAUCUGAUAAUCUUGGAAUGCUACUUCCUGUUACUGGGUGUCUUGACUUAAAUAUUUAUGGUUUUGCGUGUGCAGUUUGUAUUUUUUGUUUGUUUUCUUUUUUCCUCCUUGACUGUCAGAAUUUCUGAGUUAGAGGUUGUGAACCAAAAUUAUUGCUGUUUUUCUUUAUUCCCCUGGAGAAUGUCACCUGCCUAUACACAUUCUGGGGUAGGACAGGUAAUGACACAGAAUUGCUCUGUGGAAACAGUAAGUAAUGUCGAUGAAUUAGUAGCUGGUACUUUCAGCUACUUUUCCUACUUUGCUUUGUCUAUUUCUUGAUUAAACAAUAGAUGUCCCUGUUUAGUUUAUACAUUUAUUAUAUUACAGACUGUGGGGAACAGCUUGUUAAGUCAGUAUAGAAAGGCAGAGGUUGUCUGGAUCCUAGGUUUCUUAUGAAACUGGUUUUUUUUUAGGUCAGCACAAUCUCUGUUGAGGAUUUGAUAGUUGCUGUAGCCAUGCAGUCAGGAAGAUUUCUAUGAUAAUAUCUCCUAAACAGCACAGCUGAAGAAGUGUAUUGCUGCAGUACGGAAAUGUGGUAGUACAGCUUUUAUUCCUUUUUACCUUUCAUUUUCACUGGCAUAAUGCACGGUGAAACCUAAUGUGAAACUUGGAAGCAUAUCAGAAAAGGACACUACCUGUGGAAGGAAUAAGAGCUAUCAGAUAUGUGGAACUCUUCUAAGGAAGAGAAAAGAAGCUGAUCCAUUCCAAUGAAUUUGUUAAAUUAGGCUUUUUAGUUUUCAGCCUACGCUGGUGGCUGCAGCUGAGCCAUUUAGGCUCUGCUGGCUGUGAACAAUGGAGUUGCAGAUUUUUUUUCCUUUUAAAAAAAAAAAAAUUAAACCGAUGCUUGGUAUUUGUGAUAAUUUUGGCCCCUCCUACUGUGCCAAUUGAAACCACUCCCUACAUAACCAAAACAAAUCAUUCCCCAUGAUUCUGAAGAUAUUUUACAUUUCAGUACAUGCUUUUGUGUACUGAACUACAUUUUGUAGAUAGUACAUUUUUAAAAAAUGAAAGUACUUUUUUAGGAGACAGAUAAGAAUGACUCAAACAGCACCUCAUUUUCGGAGCUCAGAAGCACAGCAAAAUCAAUCUUGAAGCACUAACCUGCUUAAAUUUUAAAUACUGGAAUACAUAAUCUAAUAAUUGCUUUAGUAUUGAAUUCUGUUUUCUAUUAGAAAAUCCAAUAGGUAGAACAUUUAAACUGCUGUUAAAUGUAUUUCAAAUUACAUAUUUAUGAAUUUAAAACUUAUUAAUCUCAAAUCAUACCACAGACUUCAGAUCUGAUCUUUGAGUAGCUUGUUGUACUGUUGAGUAAAUUUUAGCACAGGAUUUAUUGUACUUAUAUGUGUUCAGGUUCUGUAUUUUUUAUUUCAACUGUGCCUUCUUUCAUGGCUUGGAUGACUUAUAUUUCCCACUGGUUUGACGAAGAUGAUUGGUACGAAGGACAACAAAGAGCAAAAAUGUCACAUGUGAAACAAGUGGGACUUUUAGCUGCUGGAUGUCAGCCAUGGAACAAGGAUAUAUGUGCCGCUAGUGGGGACAGAUUUGCCUACUGUGCUACCCUUGCUGUUUAUAUUUAUCAGCUGGAUCACCGAUACAAUGAAUUCAAGCUCCAUGCAAUUAUGUCUGAGCACAAGAAGACAAUCACAGCCAUAUCUUGGUGUCCCCACAACCCUGACGUGUUUGCAAGUGCCAGUGCAGAUAGUUUAGUGAUCAUAUGGAAUGUGAAUGAACAGAAGGUUGUGGCCAAGCUGGACAAUACAAAAGGAAUUCCUGCAUCCCUUGGCUGGUGCUGGAAUGCAGGUGAUGCAGUUGCGUUUGUGUCGCACAGAGGUCCACUGUACAUUUGGACUAUCUCAGGACCUGACAGCGGGGUAACUGUGCAUAGAGAAGCACAUAGUUUCUUGUCAGAUAUCAGUCUGUUCAGAUGGCAUCCAAAGAAAAAAGGAAAGGUGGUAUUUGGGCAUACUGAUGGAAGCCUGUCUAUUUUUCAACCAGGUUCUAAAAAUCAGAAACAUGUCUUAAGACCAGAGUCUCUUGAAGGAACGGAUGAAGAGGAUCCAGUUACAGCUCUGGAGUGGGACCCUUUGUCAACUGAUUACCUUCUUGUUGCUAAUUUACAUAAUGGUAUUCGACUAGUUGAUUCUGAAUCUCUGUCCUGUAUCACAACGUUUAGUUUUCCCAGUGCAGCAGCAUCUGUUCAGUGUUUAGCCUGGGUUUCUAGUGCACCUGGAAUGUUUAUAACUGGAGAUUCUCAGGUUGGUGUGUUACGUGUUUGGAAUGUUUCACGUACAACACCUAUAGAUAAUUUUAAAUUGAAGCAAACUGGUUUCCAUGGCUUGCAUGUGCUAAGUUCUCCUCCAAAAAAAAAGUCAUGUUCAUCACAGUAUCCUACUAAAAAUCACCAUACAUCUUCAACAAGUGAGGCUGUUCCUCCUCCAACUUUAACCCAAAACCAAGCAUUUUCUCUUCCUCCUGGUCAUACCGUCUGUUGCUUCAUGGAUGGUGGAGUGGGGCUUUAUGACAUGGGAGCCAAAAAGUGGGAUUUCCUUAGAGAUUUGGGACAUGUUGAGACCAUCUUUGAUUGCAAAUUCAAACCUGAUAACCCUGAUCUUCUUGCUACAGCUUCAUUUGAUGGCACAAUAAAAGUUUGGGACAUAAAUACUUUAUCAGCGGUUUAUACAUCUCCUGGUAAUGAGGGGGUUAUUUAUUCCAUUUCUUGGGCUCCAGGAAAUCUUAACUGCAUAGCAGGUGGAACAUCCAGAAAUGGUGGCUUUAUCUGGGAUGUUCGAAAAGGCAAAAUGAUAACCAGAUUCAGUGAGCAUGGAAAGAAUGGAAUCUUCUGCAUUGCCUGGAGUCAUAAAGAUUCCAAAAGAAUAGCAACCUGCAGCAGUGAUGGAUUUUGUAUUAUUCGAACCAUUGAUGGCAAUGUUCUUCACAAGUACAAACAUCCAGCUGCAGUGUUUGGCUGUGAUUGGAGUCAAAACAACAAAGAUAUGAUAGCUACCGGUUGUGAGGAUAAAAAUGUUCGUGUUUACUACUUGGCAACCAGCUCUGAUCAACCAUUGAAAGUUUUUACUGGGCAUACUGCAAAGGUGUUUCAUGUGCGGUGGUCUCCUCUCAGAGAAGGAAUCCUCUGCAGUGGCUCUGAUGAUGGAACCGUUCGGAUAUGGGAUUAUACACAAGAUGCUUGUAUAAAUGUUCUUAGUGGACAUACAGCUCCGGUUCGGGGACUGAUGUGGAAUCCUGAAAUUCCUUACCUUCUAAUAUCUGGCAGUUGGGACUAUACAAUUCGAGUUUGGGACACAAGAGAUGGAACAUGUUUGGAUACAGUUUAUGAUCAUGGUGCAGAUGUAUAUGGAUUAACGUGUCAUCCUAGUCGUCCAUUUACUAUGGCAUCUUGCUCUCGUGAUUCCACUGUGAGACUCUGGUCAUUGACACCUCUUAUAAACCCUCUACAAAUAAAUAUCAUAACAGACAGAUGCUGGGAUGAUAUUAUUGGCAAUACAGAUCGUGCCGUGGAGUCUGGAGCUCCUCCUUUGCUGUGUGGAAAAGUUUCCAGGGAUAUUAAACAAGAAUUGGAAAAAUUGUCAGGAAGUCCUCAAGGAAAAAAACUAAGGUGGUUUUCAGAAUUUUUUUCACCUCCAGGAGGCAGCAAAAAUUUAUGGGAUUUGGUUGCUGUAAUAAAGGGACAGGAUGACAGUUUGCUUCCACAAAACUACUGCAAAGGAAUCAUGCAUAUGAAACACCUCAUUAGAUUUAGACUGUCCAAGGCACAAGAACUGACAACAGUAAAGAUGUCUAAAUUUGGAGGUGGUAUUGGUGCACCAAGCAAAGAGGAAAGACUCAAAGAAGCUGCAGAAAUACAUUUAAGAUUAGGACAAAUUCAGCGAUAUUGUGAGCUAAUGGUAGAACUUGGAGAGUGGGACAAAGCUCUCUCAGUUGCACCUGGUGUAUCAAUGAAAUAUUGGAGGAAGUUAAUGCAAAGGAGAGCUGAUCAGUUAAUUCAGGAAGAAAAUGAUGAUGUCAUCCCAUAUUGUAUAGCUAUUGGAGAUGUGAAGAAACUGGUUUCUUUCUUUACUUCAAGAGGUCAGCUUAAAGAGGCUCUACUUGUUGCACAGGCAGCUUGUGAAGGAAAUAUACAGAUGUUACCACUCUCCACAACAAGUGGAACUUCAAAUUCUGGUGGAAAUAAUACGGAUGAUUAUAAUGAUCUCCUGCAGAAAGUCAGUAAAGAACUGGCAGAUUGGUAUUUCCAGGAUGGCCAUGCAGUGCUUGCAGCAUGUUGUCAUUUGGCUGUUGAAAAUAUAGAGCUUGCGAUGGCAAACCUGAUUCGUGGAAAUGAACUGGAGCUGGCAAUCAGUGUGGGUACUGUCUUGGGAGAAAGUGCAGCACAAGCAACACAUUAUGCACUAGAAUUACUAGCAAGAAAAUGUAUGGCAGUAAUAACAUGGGAUUUAGCAAUUGAUCUUCUUAUGAUGAUCCCUGAUAAUAAACUGCAGUUAGUAAAACUAUGUGCUUUUUAUCCUGGAUGCACAGCAGAAAUAAAUGACCUGCAUGAAAAGUGUAAUCUUCCUGAUGUGGAAGAAUGUAUGCGAAUGGCAGAGACAAUUCAGGCAGAUGGGGAUGUAUUUGAAACAAUAAAGUACUAUCUGUUAAGCACAGAACCUGAAAAGGCUCUCCCUGUUGGCAUUCAGUAUGUGAAAGAACAACUUUGUGGCUCAGAUUGGACUUUAGAUUCAGUCUUUCCAUAUCUUGAUCUUUUAAGUUACAUACGGACUGAACAGUUAAUGUUGCCUAAGUGUAGUGAGUUUCGGAAUGAGUUGCUGAUUUUGUGUGGUUAUGUUGGUGCUUUACUUGCUAUCAGAAGACAGUACAACAGCAUUGUACCCGCACUGUAUGAGUAUACAAGUCAGCUUUUAAAAAGACGGGAUGUAUCUGUACCUUUGAAAAUUGAACACCUUUCUGAGGAAUUAGAUGCAUGGAGAGCUUGCACACAAUCAAACAAGCCUACAGAUGAGUUGCCAUGCACCCCGCCCUCCGAAUCGCAGAGAGCGUUGUAUUCAGUACUCGUCUCGCGAAUUCAGGGGGAGCCUCUGAAAGGAAUGGUUGGGCCAGACUGUGUCACUGGAUCAAAUCUUCCCAGUCACUCAGAUGUUCAUAUCUCUUGUUUGACAGGGCUAAAGAUCCAGGGUCCUGUGUUCUUCCUUGAAGAUGGAAAAUCUGCUAUUUCACUGAAUGAUGCUUUGAUGUGGGCCAAAGUGAAUCCUUUUUCACCAUUAGGAACAGGAAUACGACUUAACCCAUUUUGAUGAGGUGUUUCCUCUGUACUUUACAGUGCUUAAAAUAACACUCUGGGAGUCAAUGCUGAUUUAACCUUGAUUGCCAAAGGAUGGAGAGGUCAAUUACUUGAACUUUGAAAAUUUUAAAAUGAGAAGAAAAGGAUUUCUAUACAAAUGUUUGUUCAGGAUCCAAAGAAAAAAAAUAUUUGAUAAUCCAAAGAAAAAGUCCUAAUUUCAUAUAUAGCCAUGUCAUUUUUUUUAGUAGGAAUAUUGUUUUCAGACAAUUAUUUUUGUCAACUCUGUGUGAAUAGAUGCUUUGUAAAGUAAGCAACUAUCUACAUAUUACUAAAAUAUUGAUAAUAAACUGUGAAACCCAUAAAUACUCUUCCAAAUAUAUAAUCAUAGAAUAACUUUAUUGACAGCAACUCCAAACUUUUUUAGAAUGACUGGAAUAUUUUGGCUGUUUCACACUGUUCCCCUUUUUAAUUUGAACUAAUUUUGACACACAGGGUUGUAUAGCAAAAGUAAAAUUUAAAGAGUAGGUGUUUUUUUCAUCCACUUGUUAUUGUGCUUUAAUAGCAGUACAAAUAGAAGGUCACUUAUGUUUUAUUUAGAUUAUCUACAUUUUGUUUAGGUUUUCUAUUUUUUAUUUAUUUGUUUAGAUUAUCUAGAUUACAAAAUUGUAUUUUCUAAUAGAAUCAUAUUUGGCAGCAUUCCCUGUUAUACUUUCACCGGAGGCUAAAACUCUUUAUAAAUUUUUUUUUUGGUUUUUUUUUAACAAAGUCUUUGUAUAGAAUAAACAGCGUAUUUAUUGAAGUUAUUUAACUAUGCUAUGUACAUUUUAAAAGCUUGUUUUCUCUUUACAUUUUGUAUUAGUUAUAAUAUGACAGCAGUAAGUAUUUGUGCAUAUAUAUUUUUAUUUACUAUAUCUGCGCUGAAAUGGAAAAAGUUAUGGCAAUAGAAUACUAAAACUAUUUAAAGCUGUGUAUAGUAUGGAAUUUAAUUAUAAGGCAAAUAUUAUUCUUGUUAAUAAUUCUUAUAAUCAGAAUUGCUCACCUUUAGAAAAGAUGCCUUGGUUGCAAUACUUUUUAUUAGUUUAAUGGAUGGUACAUAGGCAGAAAUUUACUUUAUCUGUUCUUACAUUUUUUUGCUUGUACUUUAAAAUAAUUUUUGAAAUUUAUUUAAAUUCCUGAUAGUUACAUGAAAUAUAAAGAGGUUACAAUUAAAAAUUGGCAGAAUUAUAACAACUGUUGUAAAACUGGAAAUAGUAUUGGGUCUCUAUUUAGUAGAUCCUAUCAAAAAAGCCUCAAUUUAGAGAUAAGCCUUGCCCUUAUUUAACUAUAGAAAUAACAAUGCCACCAUGCUGGAAAGGUGGGAUGGAGAUUAGAAGUAAAAGAAAAUCCUGGGUUGGUUUUUUCCACUCUGUCUUUAAAAUAGUAAAAUUUCCCUCUGGUGAUGUUCUAGAGUAUUAUUACAGGGUUUCUGGUGUAAGGUUGUAUUGGGCGGAGGGAACACAACUGUUUUGUACCCUAAAAACCCCAUUUUUGUACAUACUUAGGUGCUGGAACUGAAUAUUUUGCUUCCUGCAAGUAUUCUUUGAAAAUGUUUUCCCUUUAUUUAUUCCAUGAAGCUUGGAGAAGAAGAAUUUGAUUUCAGAAGUUAAAAUUCAUAAUUUUUGAAAGAAUUUUCCAUCAGCCAGUAUCUGAUCUUGCUUCUGUCAAAUGAAAGACUAUCUGUCUGUUAGCACAUAAAUCUUACAACCUGGUAUGUAAAAAUUCUUGAUAGAGAGGUGGAGAGCAAACAUGAGAACUGAACAUGCAGCCCCAUGACUGAGGAUUGGGAUCAGAAGUAUUGACUCAACUGCCAUUCUACUGUAUUUAAAAUCUUUUGUUGUAUCAUAAUGAUAUUUCAUUAAUAUUUCACAAUUAAAAUAUAUUGAAUAUGUAGUAUAACUGCAUCAGCGUGUUGCACAUAAAUUGUGCCUUAACAUGGAAUCUUGGGCAAAUCUACUCCCUCUAAAUUACAGAGUGAGGGUUAAAAAUUAAUUCCUUACUAAAAUACAAAAAUUAAGUCAAAGGGCAUUUUUUAUAUUGGGGAUCCAUCAGGAAACAGUCAUUGUGAAUUACAUGAGGUUGCAUUUUCCUUGAAGUUGUUUGUACAGUGGUGAGUGAGGGGAAUAUGCAGAAAAGGUUGUAAUUGUGUCUGCUGUUACAGCUGUGGUUGCAACUGUCAACUGGUUCAUCAGUUUCAAAAAUAAUUUCAGAUUGUUUGCAAAUGUGUAGCUUCAUUGUCUAGUAUAUCAAGUCAAAUACAGAUAUCUCCCCCUUAAUAUUAAAGAAUACUUUGUCUUCAAAA